CUUGACGUAGGCAUCACCAUGAACUCGCGAGACCAGGACUUCAAGGAAAGAACGUUGUUGUGUGUUGGAGACAGAACGAAGGAAACAAUUGGUGCUGAUCGUAACAAACGCAAAUAAGAGUUUUCAAUAAAAGGAUCUACUAUUAUUUUAAGUCAAGAUGUCUGACGACUUGGUGAAGCAGCUAGCCAGUUAUAAGGCUCAGCUUCAUCAAGUAGAAGCAGCACUGUCUACAGAUGCAGAUAAUGAGGACCUCGUCAAGCUGCAGAAGGAUUUGCAGGAAGUGAUAGAGUUAACAAAAGAUCUACUAUCCAGCCAACCUUCUGUGGCAAUACCCAAUUCACGCAACCCUGCUGCAACUCCUGUCAGUCAUUCAUGGGAAGUCGGGGACAGCUGUAUGGCAGUCUGGAGUGAGGAUGGACAGUUGUAUGAAGCAGAGAUUGAGGAAAUUGAUGAAGAAAAUGGAACAGCUGCUAUCACAUUCCUGGGAUAUGGCAAUGCUGAAGUUAUCCCUUUGGUAAAUCUUAAGCCAGCGGAGGAGGGAAAAAAAUCUGAGGAAGAUGGAGGAAAAUCUAAAUCAAGGAAAGAACAAAUAGCCCAGCAGAGGGAGUACAAGAAGAAAAAAGCACUGAAAAAGGCCCAAAGAAUGAAAGAACUUGAGCAAGAGAGGGAAGAUCAGAAAGUGAAGUGGCAACAGUUUAAUAACAAAGCAUAUUCAAAGAACAAGAAAGGACAGGUGAAGAGGAGUAUAUUUGCAUCUCCAGAAAGUGUAAAUGGCAAAGUGGGCGUUGGAACAUGCGGAAUAGCAGAUAAACCAAUGACUCAAUAUCAGGAUACAUCAAAAUAUAAUGUAAGGCAUCUUAUGCCACAGUAACAACUAGAAGAAAUAUAAUUAAUGAUGUUCUAUUACAGCAUCCCCUCAACCAAAAUCUAACUUAAUAUCAACAUAUGUAGACAGGCAUCUUGAAUUCUUAAGAGUUUUAAACAUGUCUUGAGCGUGAAGCUGUUAAAUCUUGGCACAAAAUGUGCUUUUGAGAUUACUAAACUUUUUGUUGGAAACAGUUUGAGGAACAAAAAAAAGAAACACUUGGUCUGUAAUUUUUUAUGAUUCAACACCUACAUAAAUAUAGUCUGCAUUUAACUGUAAGCCUGAGUGUCCCUUUUUUACAGCAGGACUUGAGUUAAAUGUGUUUGUAGAGUCAGUUAUUAAAUCUCUGUAAUAGCUUUUUAUUUUGUUUAGGAUUGACAUAUGUCCUUUUGUACUAGUUAAAUUGUUAUGUAUGAAUUCUCUCAAUUUCAUCAGGAAUUAUUUUCAUUUUAUUGUUUUUCUUAUAAAUUUAUUGUCCUUUUGAGUAUGGUCACAUCAUCAAUUCAGGUCAUGUUAUACUUAUCAUACAUGAACCAGAUAUAAUAAAGUUUAUAUUCCAUAAACUUUCAUAGCAUUGAAUUGAAAAAUCUUUAGUAAAUUGUUCAACUGUCUUGAAAAAGAUGUACUAUUUAUUGAAUCUAGUACAGUUUCUCAUUUUAAAGGAUUUAAAAUCAGAAUGUUAUUGUAGUGUAAUGGUUAUUCAGGAAUCCUGCUAGAAGAACAAAAGAGCAGUCUCUUAAGGAAGUUAGGUUUUUCUAAUGUAGUCUUUGUAUGAAAAUUCCUUAGAACACUGCUGACCAAAAAAAAAAAAGUUGGAGCAGGCUGUUGUGGAUUAUAAUGCAGUUAGAAGCUGUGCAGGGAAUUAAAUUAUUGACCUACUACAGUCUACAUGAGCUGCCAGCAAGUCCACUGCUUUUUUUUUUAUUAUUUAUUUUUUCCCCCAUUUGUAAACACGUUAGCCAGCAGCUCUGUUUCCUAGAUGUAGUCCCAUCCCUACGCAGCCAUGUUAGGUUGUGUGUGGAUUUUUUUUUAUUUAAAUUUAGGCAAAAUACAUAAGUGAAUGCCAUAUGUUGCUUGAAUAGCUGUAUAGUUUAAUGCAUAAUCUAUAAGUUUACACCCUGUUUUGCUUAAAUAGUUUAACCACCUUUUAGUUCUUAAAGGAAUCACUAGUUUAGUAUUGCAUCUUUUGUGCAAUCACUGAUGUGGGCCUGUUACCAUUUAUUAUACCUGAACGGACAAUUAAUUAAACUAUGACAAUUAUGUGUUAUCUGAUUAUUAAAACAUUACUGUUCAUUUAAUUUGAAGUUAAUUCAGACUGACUAAAAAGUGCACCUUGUUUAAAAAAAAAAAAAAAAAUGCUCACAAUAAGAUAUAUAUUUCUGUAUGAAUUAAUUCCCGUGUGUAUACUUACAGCAGUCAUUUUCUCAGCGCUUUGUGAUUUCUGUGUGUUUGAAAUCACAGAGAAAGCACCUCCCUACUCAACCUGACAGUUCAUGAUCUGCCUGAGAAAAGAUACCAUUUCAUCAUAAUUUGACAGCCAAAUUUAUUUUUAUUUCUUUGUAAAAAUAAAUGAAAAAAUAAUGCAAAGUAUCUGUGCAUAAACAUGGUUCUGAGAUUCUUCCUAUUUAGGGAAGAAUAUAAUUUUUAUUAAGUGUUUAAUCUUAAGUUUUGUAUGUUUAACUUUUAUCAAAUAAAUAUGUUAAAUUGU
Molecule: messenger RNA, 2573 nt
Organism: Erpetoichthys calabaricus (reedfish)
Lineage: Eukaryota; Metazoa; Chordata; Cladistia; Polypteriformes; Polypteridae
Gene: smndc1
Product: survival motor neuron domain containing 1
Exons: 6
Coding region: 158-871 (237 amino acids)
Biological process (GO): negative regulation of DNA-templated transcription; regulation of transcription by RNA polymerase II; mRNA processing
Cellular component (GO): nucleus; precatalytic spliceosome; cytoplasm
Molecular function (GO): RNA polymerase II cis-regulatory region sequence-specific DNA binding; DNA-binding transcription factor activity, RNA polymerase II-specific; RNA binding
Source: RefSeq, a predicted model, not a curated record